This is a messenger RNA of Plasmodium vivax (malaria parasite P. vivax), 3828 nucleotides long. RefSeq lists its product as hypothetical. NCBI's taxonomy places the organism in Eukaryota, Apicomplexa, Aconoidasida, Haemosporida, Plasmodiidae. The transcript has 2 exons. Bases 1 to 3828 code for a protein of 1275 amino acids. The record is from RefSeq and is a predicted model, not a curated record.
AUGAGCAACCUGGAGAGGCUAAAACAGCGGCUGGAGGAGUCGCUGGAGAAACACAAAAACAGGUUAUUAAGGACGCGCCAUAAGAAGGCGAACGGCUCGGUGGAGGCCAAGGCCAUGAAAAGUACCAACAAGACAGGGGAGGAACCCAACAGAAUAGAGAGAGCGAAGAAGGAGAUGACCCACUCCGGGAGGGUAAACAGAGCAACAGUAGGAAGAGAUAAACAGCCCAACAGAUAUGAUGAAGACAGUUUGAAAGGCAGAUUGAUCGAAAGGCUAAGGGGUGCAAAGGUUCCUCCGGGGAGAGGGAAAAAGGAAAGCAUAGCAAUAUCGGGUGCUCCUUUGAGGGACAAGCUGCACUGCAAAGCGGUUUCUUUGAAAUGUGGGAGACGAGGGAGUGGAGCCAACCACGAAGUGGAGGGGAGAGCUAUAGAAGAGAGUACCGUGGAGAGGCACACCAUGGAGAGGCACACCGUGGAGAGGCCCACCCCGGAGGAUUGCAACUUCGAUGGGGUCUCCAACGAAGUUAGGGACAAUCUAAAUGACCUGUUCAGGCACUUUGUGAAUUGCAAAAUUAACAACCUGUAUGUUAUACAUGGGGACCGUGGGAAGCUUCCAAGGGGGGACUUUGCGGAAGAGGGCAGAGGGGUCAUGAUGAUUCCGGGGGUGGGGGCAAGCGAGGAGGUGCAGGAGGGAGUCCUUGGAGAGGUGGUUGGUGCGAACAGCCAACUGGGUGGCGCCUUCCCCGACGGUGAAGAGGUGGGGUGCGAAAAAGAUGCGAGGGGGGGGGCAAAAAGGGGAAGCACGUUAGUGGGAGGGGAAACGAAAAAAGGAAGCACGUUAGUGGAAGUACCGGCAAAGAAGGGAAGCACGCUGCUGAGAGGGGAGGCACCCCCGUCGAGCGAAUCCACGGGAGGAGACAUCGAAGGCGGAAGGUACAACAGCAAUUUUGUGAAGCUAAUGCAAAUAAAAAAAAAAAUAAAAAAAAAAAUAAAAGCAUUUGAAGAUGAAGAGAAGAGGUUGCUAUGCAGUGAUGAGAGGACCGUCUGCACUUUGGAAUCUUCAAAUGAGGAGAGGAACCUACCAGUUAGGGACCUCUCGACCUGCACAGAUGGCGACGUUACUUCUGCAAGGGGGGUCAAUCACUGGGGGGGGGUGGUAGUGCAGGUGGGCUCCUCUGUGGCGUCCGCCGUCAGCACUAACCAGGAAGAAGACACGUCUUCGUCUUCCACGGGGGAGAGCGUUGAGCUAUUCACGACGCAGAAAAAUAUUUUCGUCUGCAACUACUACGCGAAGAAGUCCAGGAGGAGGACGGGUAGGCGCGGGGAGCGGAGAGAGGGGCCCCCCCACGUGGUGAGUGGCGCUGCCAACUUUUUGGGCAGCGCCUUUUCGCUGGCCAGCCGCUCCACGGCCAUGUGCCGGCUGGGGGAGUGCCAAGUGGAGGAGUUCCCAUCGGGGGAGUUCCCAUCGGGGGAGUACCCAUCGGGGGAGUACCCAUCGGGGGAGUACCCAUCGGGGGAGUACCAAUCAGACGCGUACGAGGCGCACUUCGAUCCACGUGAGUAUAAGCGGGAACCACAGAGGAGAAGCAGCAGUCGGAGGAUUGACACCCCCGGAAAGACGAAAUAUGAGCUCAGCUCAUGCCCAUCCAGUUACCAUUCCAACCGGAGCAACUGUUUAUCUCCCUGCAGAGGGAGCGCACCCAACUGUUUGAGGGGCCCUUGGGACAAGGGCGGCCAGUUUAGCGGCGAGUUUAGCGGGCAGCGUGGCGGCCACUACUUCGGUGAGCCUAACGGCCAACUCAUCCGUCCGGGGGAUGACCCCCGUGCGAGCCCCCCCCCACAGCUAACGCGAAGUGCUCACCAGUCCUGUGGGGAACACACCAAAUGCUACAUAUGCUCAUUCCCCAUCCGCAAAAGUGAGGAGCAAUUCAUUUUAAGAAAAAAAAAAAGGGAUUACCACGUGGGGAGGAUGCAGAAGGGGGAGGCAUACAAGGAAAAGGAAUGCACACCGAAAAACUGUUUGAGGGAACCCCAUCUGUUAUAUCGUCGAAGCAGAUGUGAAGUGAGUCAUCUGCCCCAAGGGGUCCCCAACCAUGGGGGGGUGGUCCCAGGAGACAUGCUGCUUACUCUUAAGGGAGGCCCAAAUGAUGAGAGGGGGAGACUACUCCACUGUAGAGAGACACUCCAUGGAGGUGCUGGAAAAUGGGCUUGUAUGGCUGAUCAAGAGGGGGAGGAAAAAAAAAUGGAGAGUUUCAAAAGGCGCAUGGAGAUUAAACACAGGGGAGGGGCAACCCACGGGAGUGAGGAUGACAGAUGUGGGCAUGCUACCAAUUUGAGAUGCCACUCAGUGAGGGAAGACCACCCCCCCCGGGAAGCUUCCUUCGUCAUCGAUUCGGGUGGUCCCACGUGUGGAGGCACGUCGAAAGGGGAGGAAGCCGAGGAAGCCGUUUGGGACGGGGGAGGCUUCUCAUUACAGAGGAGUACCCAAGAGGGGGGGCUGCAAAGGGUCCUUCCCACGUGUGCAGUGAGGGGAGACGACGAAAUGAAGAACAAAAGGAGGAGCAGUCAGUGGAGGAACAACCCGGGGAGGGGUACCCUACAGGUGCCCCUCCCCCCUGGGGUAGCCCCCCCUGAUGUGGACCACCUCAGCGAGGCAUACAACACGUGGGUGUAUAAAGAAAGGGUGUGUGCGUCCGCCGAGCGGGAGGGGGUCAGCAUGGGAAGUGGCGUCCUCAGUGAAAGCACGCGGGGGAGGAAACCCAAGACGCGCUUCUGGAAGAUCAGCGAGGGGGACACGUUCAACUUGCCCAUCGAGGGGGAGGCGAUCAAUUUGAAUGUCAUGGGAGAGGCACUCAACUUGCCCAUAGAGGAAGACCCCGGGAAGGUCCUCCAAACAGGGGUGGUCCCCGGGGAGAGGCCCGCAGAAAGGCCCCCCAUAUUUAGCCGAGAGGGAGGAACAAACAGGAGGCGCGCCACGUCGAACGGAGCCAUUUUGAAGAAGGUGCUGAGGAUGAAGAUCGAGGCCAUGCGCAGGGAAAAGGGAAACAUGGGGGGGGAGGCGGAGCCAAGGAAAGUGACUCCACCGGUGGGCCCCGCCCAGGCAGAACAGAGCGCACAUAACGCACCGAAUGGAGGGAGGAACCGACUUAGCGAACGUGGGGAUGGUGAGGGAUGGGUGAGCGGCGAGAUGUCUAGACAGAUGUGGGGAGCAGCUCGCAGUAGAAGCGGGCUCAGUAGAAGCGGGUUCAGCAGAGGUGCUCUCAGUAGUGACCCUCCGAGUAGGCUUCCCCCGAGCAGUCGCGUGGAGAGAGAGGGCAAUGUUGAGAUGUCCCCCCCUGUGGAGGCCUGCUCCGUGGGGAGCGGCCCGGGCGAUGAAGAAGCUGAUGAAGGUGAAGAUGUCGAUGACGGUGCUGAUGUUGAUGAGGAUGGCCAUGAUGACGGCAGGGAGGCGCUUCGCUUCGACGAGUCCUUCUACUGCAACCUGAAGCGGAUGGAGAGCGACGACGUGUACCCGAACUCCGAGGAACCCAUUAGCUCCUCGGAGAAGAGGAGGUUACUGGAGGCCUACCUGGAGGACCUCAGGAGGAAGAAGAGGCAAAACGGGGAGAGGCAAAAGGGGGAGAAGCAAAACGGGGGGAGGCAAAACGAAAGGCUGCCCAACUAUAGCCUCAAAUAUAAUAUAGAGUUCUUUAAAUUCGCUCAGCUUAUAUGCCAAGACAAAAGCUUCUGCAGCAGUUACUUGGGGCAGAUGGGCACCAAUAUGGUAGCCAAUGGGGACGACGUCGACCGAAUUGCCUUUUCGAUUGUUAAGCUGUUUAACGCGCGCUGA